GAUAGCUCGGCGCUCGGCCUCGUGACUGCCUGCCGCUCGGUGAUGGCGACUCCGCGGGCGGAGGCACGUGGCCUCUUCCGAAAAGGGGUCGAGGCUGUCCUGGGCAGCUGGCCUGCUCUGCAGGUAGGAUGCCUUCGCCGCAGGCAGGGAGCGGGGAGAGGAGCGGGAGGCGGAGGCUGGCAGCAAAAGAGGCCGCGUGGAGGGCGAGCAUGUGCAAAGUGCAUUUCCUUCCUGUAGCCGCAGGUGCAGAGAAUGCGGAGUUGGCUGAAGAACAUAAGAAGAGCCGCCCUGGAUCAGGCGGGUGGCGCAUCUCCUCCAGCAUCCUGCUGUCAUACAAGCAGGACAUGAGCAAAGCAAUAAUAAUAAUAAUAAUAAUAAUAAUUUUAUUUACACCCUCCCCUCCCCAGCCAAGACCGGGCUCAGGGCGGCUAACACCCGAUAUAAAAAAUAAAAAUAAAAAUUGAAAUACAACUUCAAAAAAAGAUUAAAAUACAACAUUAAAAGAAGAAGAGUUUGGCUUAGAUAUCUUGCUGUAUCAUUACCCUAAGGAGUCUCAAAGGGACGAGGGUGGCGCUGUGGGUUAAACCACAGAGCCUAGGACUUGCCGAUCAGAAGGUUGGUGGUUCGAAUCCCUGCGACGGGGUGAGCUCCCGUUGCUCGGUCCCUGCUCCUGCCAAAAUAGCAGUUCAAAAGCACGUCAAAGUGCAAGUAGAUAAAUAGGUACUGCUCUGGUGGGAAGGUAAACGGUGUUUCUGUGCGCUGCUCUGGUUCGCCAGAAGCGGCUUAGUCAUGCUGGCCACAUGACCCAGAAGCUGUACGCCAGCUCCGUUGGCCAGUAAAGUGAGAUGAGCGCCGCAACCCCAGAGUCGGCCACGACUGGACCUAAUGGUCAGGGGUACCUUUACCUUUAAGGAGUCUCAAAGCGGCUCACAUUCUCCUUUCCCUUCCUCUCCCACAACAAAGACUCUGUGAGGUGAGUGAGGCUGAGAGACUUCAGAGAAGUGUGACUAGCCCAGGGUCACCCAGCAGCUGCAUGUGGAGGAGCGGGGAAGCAAACCCGGUUCACCAGAUGACGAGUCCACCGCUCUUAACCACUCCACCAGACUGCAGCCUCAUUUCAGUGGAAACUCAAAUCAAAAACUUUUUGGGGGAUGAAAACAUCAAGUCUUCACCAAGGCUAACUAUCCAGACUGGUCCUACAUGGGCCAGAAAAAAGCCAGGGAAGUCCCCAAAUAGGAGUUGCAUCACAGAAGGAGAAAGGAAGAGGGGGAGGGGAUCAAUUUGAUUCCAAGCCAAAGUCCAGGCUGAACAACUCUGUCUUACAGGCCCUACAGAAAGAAAUCAGAUCCUGCAGGGCCCUGGUCUCAUGAGACAGCGCGUUCCACCAGGCCGGAGCCAGUGUUGAAAAGGCCCUGGCUCUGGUUGAGGCUAAUCUGACUUCUCUCCCCUCCUGCACUUCCAGCAUGUGGCAUUCAGAGGCAUACCGCCUCCUUCAGGGAAGGCAGAACAAAGCUGUCUUGGCUCAUAGCCAUCGAUAGCCCUCUGCUACACAGAUUCUGUCAAGAGUUUGGGUGAAACUUUUGCAGGUUGCAGCCACAGCAAAGGUGGCAUUUUCCAUCUCCGCCAUAUUAAGCAGUUGGUCCCUUACCUUUCUCGCCCUGAUCUGGCCACAGUGAUCCAUGUGACGGUCACCUCCAGGCUUGAUUAUUGUAACUCGCUCUAUGCGGGGCUACCCUUGAAGCUGACUCCAGCGAGUGCAGAAUGCCGCGGCGAGGCUCCUUACAGGGUCCUUGCCAUGGGAAUCCAUCCAUCCAGUGCUUUACCAGCUGCACUGGCACCCGGUGGAGUACAGGGUCAGGUUUAAGGUGCUGGUUUUGACCUUUAAAGCUCUAUGCAGCUUAGGACCCUCGUACCUACAGGACUACCUCUCCUGGUAUGCCCCGCGGAGAACCUUAAGGUCCAUAAAUAACACUUUGGAGGUCCCGAGUCUCAGGGAGGUUAGAUUGGUUUCAACUAGGACCAGGGCCCUUUCAGCAGUGGCCCCGACUUGGUGGAACGCUCUGUCACAAGAGACUAGGGCCCUGCAGGAUUUGACAUCUUUCUGCAGGGCCUGCAAGACGCAGCUGUUCUGCCUGGCCUUCGGCUUGGACUCACUUUGACCCCUUAUAUAGGAUUUGGUAUAUAAAUUUUCCCUUGCCUUUUUUGCUGGCCCAUGUAGGAACAGCAUGGAUAGCUGGCUCGGGUGAAUAUCUGAUGUUUCCUCCCUUGAUGGUCUUGAUUUAUGAGUUACUACUAAAAUGAGGCUGCAUUUUAAGCUGUAUUUUAAGCCAUAUUUUAAUUGUUUGUUUGUUUGUUUGUUGUUUUUCCCCCAUUACAUUUUAUUGUGAUUUAUAUUUGGUGUUAGCCGCCCUGAGCCCGGCUCUGGGUGGGGAGCGUGGGGUAUAAAUAAAAUGUUAUUAUUAUUUUUACUAUUAUUAUUAUUAUUAUUAGUCUCAUCGUCCUUUAAAUCCAUCCAAAUUGUUGACCAUCACUGCCUCAUGUUGUUUCCCAUGAGCUCAGAUAAUAGUAGAAAGGGGAAAUGUGCUUUUAAAGCAAGGUGUGAGGCGGAUGGAAGCGGACUUCAUAUUUUCCUGUGCACUUUGAUUGCCGGUGUGUCGGGUUGCCACCUUCGUUCUGGCAAAAUACAGGCCAGGACUUAAGGGUAAAAAUGCACUGGGUGAGGCUGUAAAUUUGUCUUCUCUGCUGCUAUUUAUGUACACGUACAAAUGGUGGUAACUUUUCUCUGCAACCAUGACAUCAUUUUAAGCAUUACUUUUUAACUUUAUUAUAUCAGAUUCCGCUAGAUGUAUUUCUAAGCCAUAGUGUGGGUUUUCUGGAAAACUGGGAAAUGUUUGUAAGUUGGCAUUGGAAAAUUUUAUGAUGCCUAGAUUGUGAUCUAAUUUAACAUAUUUAUUUUAAUCGUAUUUAACAAACAAAGCUAAAAACUUUGAAACUGCCAGGCUUGCCAUAUUCACAACUGGCAUUCAUUUAUUAUUACUAAUGACCUUAUGAAACUGAAAGAUAUCCAUAGAAAAAAUUUGAACUGGAAAAAUUUCCACCUCCCAUCACUGUUUCUAAGCAAGGUCCCUGUUCUGCUUAUGUCCAGAACAAGAAUGGAAGAAAUUAAAACGAAUAAACCAAUUUCUUAGGGGCUGAGUAGCUAUCACAAAAAUUGAAUUCUCAACUUCAAAAAUACAACUAGAAGAGUACUCCUUUUUCCUAUAUAGAAGCCACAGGUCUGUAAAAGAUUUAAUAAGGCAUACAAAUAUACCUCCUGAAUAAGUAUAAUUUUCAGAACUUUGAACUCUGUGCCUAUCCACAAAGGGGUUCAAUAUGGUACCUACAUGCGCAACUGGUGUUGAGCCAAUUAAUAGCUACAGUUGGUUAGCAUGCUCUGCUGUUGAAUAGGAACUCGUUACACAACUAUGUGCACCUGAUAAACAUCCUGGAAAAAAUAAUACUGGUGGAAACUCUGGCUAUAAUCCAAAGAACACUCACCUAGGCAUAAGCACUCUGCGACUGACAUCUGAAUAAACAUGCCAGACAAAAGGCAGCAACAUAUUCAAGCAGUGCAGUUAACCUGUAGAAUUUGCUUUCCCAAGAUGUAGUGAUGGCUACCAACUUAGAUGGCUUUGAAAGGGAAUAGACUUAUUCAUGGAGGGUAAGGCUGUCAAUGACUACUAGCCGUCAUGGCUGCAUGCUGUCUCUGGAAUCAGGCGGCAUGCCUCUCUGAACACCAGCUGUCAGGAAACAGCAGUGGGAAAGUGCUAUUGCCCUUCUCUCCUGCCUGUGGGCUUCUGGUUGGGCACUGGAGGAAACUGGAUCCUGGACUAGGGAGGCCUUAGGCCUGAUGUUCUCAGUGUUGCAUGACUUUGAAGAACCAAAAGAUUUUGAAUGGUUGCUAAAAUUAAUGGCCUUAGCUGAGAUGGCAAAACUGACAUGUUUAAUCAGAGAAAAGUCAUUGUUAAUAUUUACUGAAGAUUGGAAACCUCUCAUAGGCUUUGUGUUAAAAAGAAAAAGAAAUGAUGACAUUUUGAUUUGAGGAUUGAAGGUUAUGAUUACUAGAAAGUGGCUUUAUUAGGUGUUAAAACGAGUGAAUCUUUGUAUAUAGUGGUCAGAUGAAGAAUCAGAAGUUCUUUAGCUUCCUAAUUUCUCUCUCAGAUCUUUUUCUAUUCCUUUUUUCUACCUCUUUCCCUUUUUUGCUUUUAGAUUAAUGUUUUAGUUUGGACAAAAAAAUAUAUAUAUUUGAUAAUAAUCUUUGUCUUUUUCUUUAUAAGCCCCAUUAAAAUUUAUUUUAAAAAAAGAACCAGGAGAUUUGAAGUAACCAGGGGUGACAGUGUAGGUCACUUCUUUAUUUUUAGUUAUUAUAUGGAGGUCUUCAUCUGCAGUUUGAAGUGGUACAAAAGUACAAACAGGAAAAUGGAAAGCUGUGUCACUGUACAUGUGGGCUGUCACCCAUGCCCCCUCCUUUGUGCUUUAGGCGGACUAUUUUGACACACAUUUAUGUUUCUCCAUCUUAAAUGAAAAAAUGAAGGUUCCCAGGAUUGUUGGAGGUGGUGUUGGUGAUGUCACUGACGCUACCCAGUAGAUGCCCUGCCCAUCAUGUCCAUAACACAUCUGUGACAAAGGGAGGAAGUGGCUUUCCCCCAAUUCAUCUUCUGAAACACAGCUGAAACCCCCCAAAACUGUUUUGUUACAUUAUUAUAGUGCAAACCAGGACUGAAAACGUGUGGGUGGUAUCAGCUAAGUCAUAUGUAGAGUUGGCCCAUUAAAAUCCAUGGAGUUAGGUUACUUACUGUAAGUCAUUUGAUUUUCAAUGGAUCUACUCUGACUAUACUAACAUUGGAUAUCACCUUGUGUGAAGUUAGUAUUAAACCAGCCCCAGCACUCUUGAAAUCUCUGUCUUCACUCCAAGCAACCUCAACUCAUUAGCUUGGAGUUUGCUUCCUUGAGAACUGCCUAACUACUCUCUUUUAUGGAUGUAGCUUUGUUUUCUUCUGAUGCAGGUCGCAGUUGAAAACGGCUUUGGAGGGGCAUACAGCCAAGAGAAAGCUGAAUGGAUGGUGGAGGCUGUGGAGCAAUACUUUCAAAGCAAUGGUGAGGUACCUAAACAAUAUAAUGUUCUGUUGAACCGGAUAGCAGACUCCAUGGAAGAUAAACCUAUUAUUGUUACUAUUAUACCUGCUCAUAGCUGUUAACAAAACUUCUCAAAGCAAUUUAAGAAAUAUUAAAUUACAGAGCAAUUUAUCAAAGAUAUAAAACCCACAACAAAUAAUAAUAAUAAUAAAAGUCUUCAUCUGUGAACAUCAGGAACAAGACAAAUACUAACCCCACAGGAGACCCACAGACUUUGGGUCUGCCCUGUGUUUGGUACAACAUGGUGGGUGCCUCAGUUUGUGUUGUGGUGGGCAGCUCAAGUCAGGCUGGUCUCAGAGUUACCUAGAAGUAGCAGCCAGAGAGGGGCUUGCAGCAAUGAGCAGAGCUUCCAUCUUGCUCAUUCAGCUAAGUCAGGGUCCUCACUGUCACAGUGAACAUUGGUAGGUCAAGAAACCCCCUCUGAAUGUUCUAAAAUGGAAUGGAGACAAAACAAAUAUGGUAGAACCAUUUUAUUACAAUUCUGAAAAGCUCAGCCAUGUACGGAAGUGUCACUCAGCUAAUCACAACUGUUUUGGAGACCAGGAGAGACAUCUGGUUUAAUAUGUUGUCUGGGCUCACUGUCUUGUGCGUCCAGCUCUGGCAAAAGGGUUAGGUUGAAUGAUUACAUCUGGGGGCUUUGUGGUUCAUUUGGGCAGGGUACUAUCUGAGAGCCUGAAUCCCCACCUUUAUGGUUGGGAUGGAGGAACCUGUGCACCACCCCUCAUCCAAUGUUGUUGGACUUGCAACUCCCAUCAUCCCCAGCCAGCAAGGCCAGUGGUCAAGAAUGAUGGAAACUGCAGUGCAGCAACAUCUGAGAGGGCCAACGGGUCCCCAUACCUGUUUUCUGGCAUCUCUUACAGAGUUCCUGGCCACUUGAAUCACUGAAGUCUUUCCUCUUUUCUACACAGACUUUUAACUCCUUGUCUACCUUCUUCUCUGUAGCUGACUUGGAGCUGGAUGAGAUAGAAGAUUUCCUUGCCGAGUUGAUGAACAAUGAAUUUGACACUAUGAUAGAAGAUGGAAGCUUAGCUCAGGUAUAUGCAAAGCCCUCUCUUCCUUACACCUGCACACACACACACACACACACACACACCCUCUCUGUUGGGAUGGAAGCAUCUAGUCUAGGCUCCAAGGGACUGUAUAGGUCUUUCCCAGGCUGUGUCACAUUUGCUUCCUUCCUGCAAACCUGCACUGGCUGGUUUUCCCACUGAGAAUGGGCAUCAUCUCUUGUCUUAGAUCUCCUGUCUCCCUUUGAGAGUGCAGUGGUAUUUCUUAGGACUUGUUUCUCACAAGCAGCAGGUGAGAAAAACUAGCCUGCACCACUUCAAACUGCAAAUAAGGGCUUAUGUGACUGAAUGUUGCUUGGUGUAAAAAGAAAAAAUUACACUUCCAAAAUUAUCAUGUUGGGGAGAAAGCUACACUCAGAACUUUUCUCCCUUGCAUCUAGUUUUGUACAUCUAGAAUUUUUUUUUUAAGAUAAGAAGGUAAAGGGACCCCUGACCAUUAGGUCCAGUCGUGACCGACUCGGGGGUUGGGGCGCUCAUCUCACUUUAUUGGCCAAGGGAGCCGGCGUUUGUCCGCAGACAGCUUCCGGGUCAUGUGGCCAGCAUGACUAAGCCACUUCUGGCAAACCAGAGCAGCGCACAGAAACGCCAUUUACCUUCCCGCCGGAGCAGUACCUAUUUAUCUACUUGCACUUUGACGUGCUUUCGAACUGCUAGGUUGGCAGGAGCAGGGACCGAGCAACGGGAGCUCACCCCGUUGUGGGGAUUCGAACCGCCGACCUUCUGAUCGGCAAGUCCUAGGCCCUGUGGUUUAACCCACAGUGCCACCCGCGUCCCUAAGGUACAAAGGAGCAGUCAUAUGAGCAAUCCCCUCUUUACAGUCUGAAGCAGAUUGACUUUGUCUGCUGGUUGUGAAGCUUUGGUGUCAGAAAUGAUUCUUCCUGCAACUCCCAGAGCUCCCCAAACCAUUGCUUUCCUCUAGACCAGGGGUCUGCAACCCGCGGCUCCGGAGCUGCAUGUGGCUCUUUUACACCUUUGCCCCGGCUCCGGGGCGGAUACUAGCGAGGGGAGGAGGCGCAUUGUGCGCCCCAACACUCCCCACUGUGGCGGGCGCUGUACUGGCUGUGACGUCGCAUGGGGGCGGUGCGUGCGUUAGUCACGCACCGUCCCGACGUCACCUUCCCGCCCGCCCGCCCGCCUGCUACAUUGUAAGGGGCAUGUACGCUGGUCACUGCAUUGAAAGGGGGCAUGUACGCUGGUCACUGUUUUGAAGGGGAGUGAAGAACACACACACAAAAAAAGGUAACUGGUUAAUUUAACGUUUAUUUCUAUGAGGAGGAGUAAUUCUGAGGGGUCAAACAAAGAAAUAAAAAAAAAAGUGACAAAAAAGUUAUUUUUAUAAUGACGAGUUUUGCGGCUCCCAGUUUUUUUUUCUUCAGAAACGGGUCCAAGUGGCUCUUUUUGUCUUAAAGGUUGCAGACCCCUGCUCUAGACUGAAAUGGGACUCAGCCCCUUCUUCUCUUUCUCCCCAUUCUGUACCUAGCCAGAGCCAGUCUCAGGUGUGCCCACUUUGCCAUGCUUCAGUAUUUGUUGACACCUCAAGUGGGGUUGGCUUAGAUAGUCUAGCAGACUGGUCUGCAAGUCACCAGGGCACGUGGGAGGUCAUGAACGGCUUGAUUUUUCCUUGCUGAUGAUCGGAUGCUUUUAAAAAUCAUAGGGCUGGAAGAAGGCCAGAAAGUCACCAAGUCCAAAUGCAAGGCAGGACAUACCGUGUCAGUGUCCUGCAAAGGAACCGACACAAUCCAUUGCAUGAAGUGUCACAACUGGAGAGCAAAAGCAAGCCAAGGAUGUAAAUCACAAAUAAAGCACCAGGAUUGAUAGCCAACCUGAGCUGAAGCCAUUCGCCCCCAGUCCCCUCAAUAUAAAGGAAAACCUAUAAAAAACCCAAAAUUUGGGGUAGGAAUGUUAGCUUAUUAUAAGGCAGACCCAAAACUGCAGCCAUUGAGAUGAAUUCUGCUAGUUCACAGCAAGCUGAUUUUUUUUAAAAAAAAUGCACUUGAGACUUUGCCUUUACAAAGCCUUUCUGCAAAUACGAGUAGAACUUUUUUAACCCUCAAAUUCUCAGCCCUCAUAUAGAUGCCUUUGAUGCAGUGCAGGAAGCUGAAUUUUGGACCUUGCAGCACAAACGCAUCAAACUAGUUAUUCCUUUUUUUGUGUCUGGAUAGGUUCUUCUGCCCUUAAAGGGUUGCUUUCUUUGUCACACCUUCUGCUCCAGCUGUAUCCAUUUCUCCCUCAUUCGUGUAAUCCAGCCCCAGGACCUAGACGUUUUAACUGCCUCUUUCCUCCCUGAUCUGACUGCCAUUUACCACUGUGGGGCAUUCUUGCACUGUACAUUGAGGCACUGCAGCUACAGAACAGGGAGAAGGAAAAUGUCAGAUGAAGUUGCCUUCCAAAUGCUGCUUCUCACCUUUUGCACUGCAGAGGGUAGUAUAACAGAGAAAAGGCAGGGUUUUUGUCAGUUUUCUGCAAGGCAAGAAAUCCCAUCUUAAAACUGGUAGCUAGAAUGACCACACACACAAAAUUACUCUUGCUUUUUGAGUAGGAUCAGUUUAUCCAGUCAACUGAAAGUUAGCACAGCAUAGCAGCAAACUAGAGCCUUAAACCAGGGAGACUUGCUUAGCUACAGGGUGACCUUAGGUCAAUCACUGCCUCUUGGCCUAGGCAUCCCCAGAAGAUUAAUGUGAGGAUAAAAUUAGGAGGAGGGAGAAACCUCAUAUGUUACUCUGAAUUUCUUGGAGGAAGGGUGGCAUAAAAACAUAACAUCCAUCAUUGUUGAUAUUUCAUCACAUAUCUAAUGUUGAUGGGCCUAAACUACCACGCCUUAAUUACAAAGACAAAUGUGGAACUUAAGAGACUGAAUUUCAGAUUGUUUCUGGUUCUGAAUAGCUACUAAACUGCCAUUGCCUUAAAAGCUAUUUCAACAGAUCUGCCUUCUGGAAAACCAAGACUGGCCUCUUGCCAGAUUUCCAGGCCACGGCACUGGAGGGAUGCUUAUAUCAAGACGCUGCCGUUCAGACACUGCUUCCUAGAAUGCUCUCUGUCUGAAGGUCAGGCACCCAUUUUGGACCAAUUCCUUUGUGGCAUCCUCAUUUAGAAAAAUGGAAGUGUUACCAAAGAAGAGAGAGAAAUGUGUAAAUUACUCAUAAAGCAAUCUCAACCCACCCUGUUGCUUGGCUUGGUGGGAGGUCUAGCUUCCUAAGCCGCAAAAAAAUUGGCAGACACUUCUCCCAGCGAGAAAAGUCGGGAGGAGCUUUUAAGGCAAUGUCUCUUUUUUCAUUAGGACGGGUGCAUGUCAAGGCCUUGUGACUUGCAAACUGUAGCAUUUUGGCCCCAGAGCCACUUCUGACCCUGGCUCAGCCCUCUUCAAGCGUGCAUGCAGAUGGAAAGAACUCUCCCCAAUAUAAAUGGCAUUCUUUUUCCUGUAUCUUGUGGCUAUUUUUAUUAGUAUGAACAGAAGUAUAAUGAGAUGGCUGCCAACUUCAGCAGUAAACAUGCAGAUACGUUGAGAACAGGAACCUUUGGCUUCCGUUCUCUGCUCUAGGAGCUCCGUGUGUGGUCUGAUGGAAGAUGCUGUUCUAGUGCCAACUCUGGAGGAGGGCAUUGCUGCAGCGGCUAGCCCUGUGGAAGUUCUUGCUCUGCUCGCUGAAAGAGACUUGACCCUCUUCCCGCACUGUAGGUAAGCCAGCAAUUGCGCCUGUUCUUUGGUCAGUGCCAGCAGGGAGAGGGAGCCGCAGUGCACGAAGCCAUUGUCCGGCUGGCUCAGAAGAAGCAAGAGGCAAAGGUGGCAGCUGCAAAAUCAAAGCCAACGGAGGAAAGCAGCAGUGAGGAGGAACAGGGGACGGAGGAAGAGGUAUGACAAAUAAAUUGCACUGAAAAUGAAAACAGCCAGCCAGCCUGUCACUUGUUUUGCAUAACCUCUAAUCUGCUGGCUUUAUUCAGAACCAGAUUUCAAGUUUCUUCAUAACUCAGUAGGCUGACACAAGGAUGGAGGGAAGAGGAGGGAAACAUGGCUGAAUGCCAUGAAGGAAGGAGAAAUAACAGUUACGGUGCAUAACCAAGGUCCAGAUGACUGGAGCCAUUUGCUCCAGUCUAAACUUGUCAGAUGAUGAGGUUAAGGAACUGGCUAUUUAAUUCAGCAGAUUUAGACCGCAGUUGGUUGGUGAGAACCAUGGCUCCUUGGACUUGCCCAGAGACAGGUUUCUGUUCCUUUGUAAAUCCUACGGACUACUGCAUUUUUCAAACAGUGAAGGCUACAAGCUGGGUUUUUGGCCCAGAAUGUUAAAAACAGAAAUGUGAACCAGAAAACAGCAAUUAAAUCCAGUCACCGAUAACAUUGUCUCAUUUUCUCCCCUACCCAGGCUAUGGACUGCAGUGCUGCUCCCAGCAUGAAUGGAGCCCAGCCCAGCCCACCACCUUCCUCCGGUGCUGAUCCUGAAGAUGGCUGGACCUUGGUGAGGAAGAAAAAGAAAUGAAGAACAAGGGGCAGGCACCACGACUGCAGGAGUUCUGGUUGAGCUGGUGCGGCAGGGACAUGGCUGGGGAAAUGGGAUUGUGUGAUUCCCCUCACCCCCAGCUGCAAGAGACUAAUAUUUAUUUUUAAAGCAUCAAAAGGAGCAACUUGGAUGACAGAGAUGUUUUUGGUCUCUGCGUGUGAGGCUUCUGCACAGGCCUAAGUAUAUUGUGCAGACACAGCUGCUUGGUCCCUCUGCUCCUCACUUGGUAAAGGCUCUCCUGCGCUGAAGGGGAUACAGGUUCAGGGCCAAAGGGCUGAGGAUCCUUGAAGGGAUUUUCUUUUCAAUGCACAGGAGGCCAUCUUCCACCUCUGCCACCUCCUUGUGCUUAAAAACGACUGUUUUAGCAGCAGGGUGGGUUCUUUUGCAAGGAAAUAUCUUCUUCCAUGGCAAGACACUGAUUUCAACAUUUCCAUUGCCUCCUCUUCAACUCCCAGAAGACUAAAUCAGGCCCAUAUCUUUUCCCCCAACCCCAUCCCGAAGGGAAAGAUUGCGUUCUAGACAUUAUUGAAACAGACAGAUAAGCGUAACAGAAAAACAAAAUUCUGUAUUUAAAAAAAAAAGACGACAAUGGAAAACCAAAUACAAUAAUGAAACUAGAAAGUAACAUGGACAAUACACAAAUCCUUGGUUGUGGGACAGGGCACUUCUCUCAAUAGAAGCCCCCUUCCCUAUCCUCUGUAGUGGCCAGCCACUGUACAUGAGCAACAAUAAAAUAUUAUUUUGGU
Molecule: messenger RNA, 11478 nt
Organism: Podarcis lilfordi (Lilford's wall lizard)
Lineage: Eukaryota; Metazoa; Chordata; Lepidosauria; Squamata; Lacertidae
Source: the annotation of a GenBank genome assembly